AUGUUUCUUCUUUCUUCCUAUCUUGUCCUUUUUCUCUUUCCUUAUCUUGUUAUCUCUCACUCUCUCCUUAUCUUGUUAUCUCUCACUCUCUCCUUAUCUUGUUAUCUUUCACGCUCUCCCAAUCUUGUCAUCUCUCUCUCCCUAUCUUGUCGUCUCUAUCUCUCUCUCUCUCUCCCUAUCUUGUCGUCCCUAUAUCUCUCUCUCUCUCCCUAUCUUGUCGUCUCUAUAUCUCUCUCUCUCUCCCUAUCUUGUCGUCUCUAUAUCUCUCUCUCUCCCUAUCUUGUCGUCUCUAUCUCUCUCUCUCUCUCCCUAUCUUGUCGUCUCUAUCUCUCUCUCUCUCUCUCCCUAUCUUGUCGUCUCUAUCUCUCUCUCUCUCCCUAUCUUGUCGUCUCUAUCUCUCUCUCUCUCCCUCCCUAUCUUGUCGUCUCUAUCUCUCUCUCCCCCCUAUCUUGUCGCCUCUAUCUCUCUCUCUCCCCCAUCUUGUCGUCUCUCUCUCUCUCUCUCCCUAUCUUGUCGUCUCUAUCUCUCUCUCUCUCCCUAUCUUGUCGUCUCUAUCUCUCUCUCUCCCUAUUUUGUUGUCUCUAUCUCUCUCUCUCUCAUUCCCUAUCUUUCAUCUCUCUCUCUCAUUCCCUAUCUUUCAUCUCUCUCUCUCAUUCCCUAUCUUUCAUCUCUCUCUCUCAUUCCCUAUCUUUCAUCUCUCUCUCCCUUUCAUCUCUCUCUCCCCUAUCUUUCAUCUCUCUCUCCUUCUUUCAUCAUCUUUCUUCCCUAUCUUUCACUCUCUUUCCCUAUCUUUCAUCACUCUCUCUCUCUUUCCCUAUCUUUCAUCACUCACUCUCUUUCCCUAUCUUUCAUCUCUCUCUCUCUCUCUUUCCCUUUCGUGUCCCUCUCUCUUUCACUAUCUUUUGUCUCUCUCUCUCUCUAUCUUUUGUCUCUCUCUCUUUCUCUCUCUCUCCCUAUCUCUUGUAUCGCACUCUCCUUCCCUAUCUUUCGCCUCUCUCUCUUUUUCCCUAUCUUUCGUCUCAUUCUUGCUAUCUUGUCUUUCAUUCAUUCUCUCUCUCUCUAAUUUGUCAUCUCUCACUCUCUCUCUCUCUUUCGUUGUCUCUCAUUCUCUCUCUCUCUCUCGUUGUCUCUCAUUCUCUCUCUCUCGUUGUCUCUCAUUCUCUCUCUCUCUCUUUGUCUCUCAUUCUCUCUCUCUCUUGUUGUCUCUCACUCUCUAAAUUGGAAAGGCCACCAGGUUGCUCUCCUCAGGGAAAGACCACCGGGUUGCUCUCCUCAGGGAAAGGCCACCGGGUUGCUCUCUUCAGGGAAAGACCACCGGGUUGCUCUCCUCAGGGAAAGACCACCGGGUUGCUCUCUUCAGGGAAAGACCACCGGAUUGCUCUCCUCAGGGAAAGACCACCGGGUUGCUCUCCUCAGGGAAAGACCACCGGGUUGCUCUCCUCAGGGAAAGACCACCGGGUUGCUCUCUUCAGGGAAAGACCACCGGGUUGCUCUCCUCAGGGAAAGACCACCGGGUUGCUCUCCUCAGGGAAAGACCACCGGGUUGCUCUCUUCAGGGAAAGACCACCGGCUCCCCCAUCCAACAUCUGUAGCACACCCCCACCUUUUGUACCUUAUGCUAUGUGUAUAUUACCAGAAGAUGUACGGCAGCAGCAGCAGCAGCUUUGGAUAUUGUAUUGUUCCAUCGAACACAUUAUAUCACCAAAUUCCUCUCAGAAUUCUUCAUCAUUUCACUGUCUCAUCCUUUUAACCCGGUAG
This is a messenger RNA of Acanthosepion pharaonis, 1758 nucleotides long. The record is from the annotation of a GenBank genome assembly. NCBI's taxonomy places the organism in Eukaryota, Metazoa, Mollusca, Cephalopoda, Sepiida, Sepiidae.